Molecule: messenger RNA, 2498 nt
Organism: Mauremys mutica (yellowpond turtle)
Lineage: Eukaryota; Metazoa; Chordata; Testudines; Geoemydidae
Gene: SHC3
Product: SHC adaptor protein 3
Exons: 15
Coding region: 516-2351 (611 amino acids)
Biological process (GO): intracellular signal transduction; cell surface receptor protein tyrosine kinase signaling pathway
Cellular component (GO): plasma membrane
Molecular function (GO): receptor tyrosine kinase binding
Source: RefSeq, a predicted model, not a curated record
AAGCUGACCUAAGCCCUGCUGUAGAUGCCUCAGGAUUGAUGGAGGAAUUCUUCUGUUGACCUAGUUAACACCUCUCAAGGAGGUGGAUUUCUACAGUGACAGAAGAACUCCCUCCAUCACUGUAGUAAGUGUUCACACUAAAUUGGCACAGCUGUGCCACUGUAGCAACCCUAGUGUAGACAUACCCUGUAAGGGGGAAGACUAGCUGAGUCAGAAGUCUGUGAAAAUCAUCAAGAAAAGGGAGCUGCCUGAGAGUCAGGAGACUCCCUCACUUUGCUAUUCUCUCCCUGAAAGGAUGGAAUUAUCAGGAAGCUAGAGGAGGGGGCUAGCUUGCUGAUCCCUCUGAGCCAAAGAACCAAGGGCAGAGAAGGCAGAGCUAAGCCUGUACUGAAGAUCCAUUUUACAGUUUUUGCUUUAAAGUGAAGAUCAGUAUUGAAUGAAGGCAUAUUUCGUAAGCCUGCUGCCGUACAUCAGAAUUUUUUUUUUCUUCAGACACAGAUUGACGAAUAUGUGAUAUGGAAGAACGUUUUAACAGAAGAAUAGACAAAGUCUCAGCAGUUGCUACGACCUCAACAGCACCUUCAUACCUGGUCUCGCCUGAAGUUCUCCGCAAAGACCACGAAGAUGGACCCACCACCUUUUGUACCCUCAUCCAUAAGGUGUCCCACUUGAAACUCUCCAACACAGGCAGCCUUUUGGGUAUCAAAAAUCUCUCCUCUGCAGUGAAGGAGCUUGCUGUCUCCAAAUUGCAGGGAAGCUCGAGUGCUUCUAGCUCAGCAGCAGGGGCUUCAGAAAACACAUGUAACCUUGUCUCUGCCACUCCGUGUUCUCAGCAGGACAUGAGCAAGAUGAGUACAGGAAAAAAAACACGGUCAGAGGAAAUGCACCUGGGAGGUGAAGACUGGAAUCAAAGUAGCAGCUUUGUCAAUAAACCCUCCCGAGGGUGGCUGCACUCGAAUGAGAAGAUCCUGGGACCUGGUGUGACGUACAUUGUGAAGUACUUGGGGUGUAUAGAGGUCUUGCGCUCAAUGAGAUCUCUUGACUUCAAUACAAGAACACAGAUUACAAGGGAAGCUAUCAGCCGUGUUUGUGAAGCAGUACCUGGAGCCAAAGCAGCCUUCAAAAAAAGAAAGCCACCAAGCAAAGUUCUCUCUAGCGUCUUGGGAAAGAGCAAUCUUCAGUUUGCAGGAAUGAACAUAACUCUGAAUAUUUCCACCACCAGCUUAAAUCUAAUGACUCCUGAUUCAAAACAGAUCAUAGCAAAUCAUCAUAUGCAGUCUAUUUCCUUUGCCUCUGGAGGUGAUCCGGAUACAACAGACUAUGUUGCAUAUGUUGCUAAGGACCCUGUUAAUCGCAGAGCGUGCCAUAUACUGGAAUGCUGUGAUGACCUGGCCCAGGAUAUUAUCAGCACCAUAGGGCAAGCAUUUGAACUUCGAUUUAAGCAAUAUUUACGGUGUCCCUCUAAGAUACCUGCUCUCCAUGAUAGGAUGCAGAGUUUUGAUGAACCUUGGAUGGAGGAAAAUGGAGAGCCAGCAGAACAUCCCUAUUACAACAGCAUUCCUAAUAAAAUGCCUCCUACUGGUGGCUUUAUUGAUGCUAGAUUCAAAACUAGGAUCCCAAAUACCGCAGAUACUGCUCAGUCUGCAGCAGCAGCAGGAAGAGAACAAACAUACUACCAGAGUCGACACUUCGGAGACAAAUUCAGUGAAGACUGGCAGCAUGCUCCUGUUAAACAAGGGUCCUUGGACAUUUACAGCGUGCCAGAAGGGAAGCCUCAGGUAACCCCAACAGGAGAGGUGCCAGCUUAUGUGAACACCCAACAUAUAAACAUGGAAGCUCUACUUGCACUUCAGGCAGAUGCUGCAUUCAGUGGAACAAAAGAGUGUACCAAAGACAGCAGUCCAAGAAAAGAUCUGUUUGAUAUGAAACCUUUUGAAGACGCUCUCAAGAACCAGGCCACUGGGCCUGCACUGAAUAAGGCUCCCUCGGUCGAGUGCACCAGUCCUCCAUUACCCAGAGCAGCUAACUGCACUAUAAUGAACGAGCUGAAUACAGAGCCUUGGUAUCAAGGAGAGAUGAGUAGGAAAGAAGCAGAACAGCUGUUAAAGAAAUGUGGAGACUUCCUGGUCAGGAAAAGCACCACAAAUCCAGGCUCCUAUGUGCUGACUGGUAUGCACAAUAGACAAGCCAAACAUCUUCUUUUAGUGGAUCCGGAAGGAACUGUUCGUACAAAGGAUCAUGUAUUUGACAGCAUAAGCCAUCUCAUCAACCAUCAUCUUGAGAACAAUUUGCCAAUAGUUUCCGCUGGAAGUGAACUCUGCCUCCAGCAGCCAGUUGAGAGGAAACAGUGACCCAUGGUGACAUGUUCAGCAUUUGUAAGCUAUAACCACUGCAGUGGACACUGCAAACCUGGAAACAUGUACAUUAAAAAAUACACACAUCUAUCUAUCUAUCACCAAUAUGUUUUCUUGAGCUUUAAAAAGCCCCAUCCCGUAUAG